Molecule: messenger RNA, 3143 nt
Organism: Solea solea (common sole)
Lineage: Eukaryota; Metazoa; Chordata; Actinopteri; Pleuronectiformes; Soleidae
Exons: 11
Coding region: 385-1518 (377 amino acids)
Biological process (GO): positive regulation of GTPase activity
Cellular component (GO): intracellular membrane-bounded organelle; plasma membrane
Molecular function (GO): phosphatidylinositol bisphosphate binding; GTPase activator activity
Source: RefSeq, a predicted model, not a curated record
UUUCACUUCCUUUAGUGUUGGAUGUCAGUGCACACUCCUCCACCCCGCACAGGCAGACAGACAGGCAGACAGACAGACUGACUGACAGGCAGACGCUCCUGCUGACAUGAUCCCUGCUUUUAACUGAACUGUGUCAGGGGGGAUGAAGAGAGGAGAGAGCUUGAAGAGUUGCUGAAGAGGCCAUGAACUGUUAGUUAUUUAAGCGGAGCUGAGAAGCUGCGCCUCCCCUGCGCUCAGAGCGCACUGACUGUUCCGUACCUGUGCGCACUUGCCCCGUUGGACGCGACUUGAAAGGGGGGAGUCGAGCGCGAAGAGAGGACACACCUUUACGCGUCCCCCACCCCUUCUCUCUCCCGACAGAGUAAAGGAAUCACCGCUGCUGACAUGUCGGCAAACGAGCGAGCCACUCGAGCGCUGAGGGAGAUCCUGCAAAACCCUGGAAAUGACACCUGCGCGGACUGUGGCGCACCAGAUCCUGACUGGGGCUCCUGCUCAUUGGGGGUGUUCAUCUGUCUGGCAUGCUCAGGAAUCCAUCGCAACAUCCCCGCAAUCAGCAAGGUUAAGUCCCUGAGCCUGUCUCGCUGGGAGGACCAUGAGAUGCAGUUCAUGGCUGAGAAUGGAAACGAGCUGAUGAAGAGUAAAUAUGAGGCUGCUGUUCCCAUCUACUACUACAAACCCACCCACAAAGACUGUCAGGUGUUGAGGGAGCAGUGGAUAAGAGCAAAGUACGAAAGGCAAGAGUUCACUGAGCCGGGGAAGAAUUUUACAUAUGAGGAAGGAACCCGAGACGGUAUCUUGCUGAAAAGAGGGCGGGACAAUGGGCAGUUCCUGAGCAGGCGAUUCGUCCUCUCGGAGAGGGAGGGGACUCUGAAGUACUUCACCAAAUUUGACGCUAAGGAACCCAAAGCAGUGAUCAAGGUGGACACCGUCAACGCGACCUUCCAGCCGGAGAAGAUAGGAAACCCCAACGGCCUGCAGAUCACGUACCUAAAAGACUACAGCACUCGCAACAUCUUCCUCUACCAUGAAAAUGGCAAGGAGGUCGUAGACUGGUUCAAUGCCAUCCGUGCGGUUCAGCUUCACUAUCUAAAGGUGGCGUUUCCUGGGGCGACGGAUGCUGAGCUGGUGCCUAAACUCACGCGCAAUUUUCUUAAGGAAGGAUACAUGGAAAAAACUGGACCCAGGCAAACGGAAGGCUUCAAGAAGCGCUGGUUCACCCUCGACCACAGACGACUCAUGUACUUCAAAGACCCGCUGGAUGCCUUUGCCAAAGGUGAGGCCUUCUUGGGGAACCGGGACCAUGGUUACAGCGUCUACACAGGCUUACCUACUGGGACCCACUGCAACAGCGCCUGGCAACACGGCAUCACCAUAGAAACACCCGAGCGCUACUUCCUGUUCACCUGCGAGACGGAGAGUGACCAGCAGGAGUGGGUGAAACACUUCAACGAUGUCAUGAGUGCUCCGAUGUCCCCUCAGGAGUACACGAUGGAGGCCAUGUUCAAGCACAGACACUGACGGAUUGGAGGACUACAGGACCAUCACCAGUCUGACCCAGGACCCACGUCAGUUAUGGCUCCUUUAAUACUUUUGGGGGACACUUGACUGUCAUCACCUUCCUGGUCACACUGGAGUGUUGUUGGGCAGUAUUGUGAAACAAGAGGACCAAGGCAAUAAUCAUUGAUCGUUUAGAAAUACACAUGACCGAAAUAAAUAAAUAUAUACAUUUGCAGUGUUAAUUCUUUUUGGCAUGUAUUGCCGCAGUGGUUCUGCACUUUGCAGUUUAAAGGGAUUAUUUUCCUCUUAGACAUUAUUGAAACUAAAUUUAUCUUGGUUUUUCUAUGUAGUGUGUUUAGAUUCUGCAUCUGUUCUUCAUGCUUCAUGCUAACAACAAAAUGUGGUCAUAAAUAUAGAUGAAGCAGUUGUAAGUGGAUUUAAUUUGAUAUUGUUGGAUAGAUAUUCAAUACAUUUUUAGAUAAAAUGGCUUUGUUAAAGCUAGGGUCUGUAAUAUGUCUCCGAGACACUUAGCUUAAUUGGCCAAAUGCUCUUUAUCACGUUAUAGUCAUCGGUAAGUAAAAAAUGCAGCCCACUUUCACAGUUUUACCUUAGAGGACGAACUUUCAGUGUUCUGGGGGGCAGAGCUUUGACAGGAAGAACGAAUGGUGCGUUCCAUUUGUAGUCGGAACUCGGAAUAUCCAAGGUCAUGCUAACAAUGGCUAACCUGAGAUACGUUUGCUUUUCCAACUUCUCGACUGGAACACGGUGAACCGAGUUUCGAUUUAAAUGGAACGCAGCAUAAUGUAGGGGUGGGAUGUUUAGGUUUCGCCUGCUGUUGCUAGCUUUUCCACACUUACUUACCCUAGCUUUAAGAUGAAGUGCCUUGGUCCUCUUGAACAAACAAGUAUGACAAGAGGGGAAAUAAACGAAAGGCACACGGAUUUAAAUGGGUGAAACUGGUACAGAAAACUGUUGAAAUCACUGCUGGAUUCAGAAUUACUUUUGUUUCUUUUAUUUUGUUUUUAAGCGAUGUUGCUGUUUUGUGUGAACUUUGUAACUAUUACAAAGAGUGUUGCUUCUCAGUGUUCAUGGGCUGGAGGGUGCAUGUGCAUGCGCAGUUUGAGUUCACGCCGUCUUUCGCUCAACUUCCAGGGCAAACUUAAGGUUCUCGUGACACACUACAGUUCAGUUUACGUCACGACGCCGACAUUACUUUAAUUGUGUUGUGUUUUUUCCUCAAUGAAAAGGCAAGCGUUGAUUCUGUUUGUAGAUUUCCAGCUGUUAUUGCAUCUGCUCAAGACUCAUUCGAAAGUUAAUAAAGUCAGUGAAUGAGAUUUUUAUGUGCAGCUGAAUUUAAAAAGGGUGGAAAUUCUAGAGGUUAGUACAUGGUCCAACAGCACCUCCAUGUGGCAAAAGCAUUCAAAUCCACUAAUAACUUAUUUUACCCUUGUUUUUGUACAUCAACCAACCAGCUGAUACAUUUUAAAGGUGUUUUAUUUUCUUUCUUUAUUUUAAGUUUGUUUGUAAAAGAGAUACUUUUGGUGCCAUAUAUUGUUUUAAAAGCAUUUCUAUGCUUGACCAUGGCUGACUGGCAUCACACAUGGAACGAUUCAUUACUAAUAAAAACAUGUUUUGUAUUCAACAAU